Messenger RNA from Oncorhynchus mykiss (rainbow trout), 3585 nucleotides. RefSeq names its product tetraspanin-15. Lineage: Eukaryota; Metazoa; Chordata; Actinopteri; Salmoniformes; Salmonidae. The record is from RefSeq and is a predicted model, not a curated record. Gene Ontology annotation, cellular component: plasma membrane.
UUAUAGGCCCUGGUCAAAUGUAGUGCACUACAUAGGGGAUAGGUUGCCAUUUGGACAUGCUGUGUGUUGAGAGGCUUUUACUUUGAGAGUGAGGGCUUGAGAUUGAGAGCCCCCUGUCCCAUUGCUCCUAAGAGGGAUGAACUGUACUCUCUGCUCUGCUUUGUCAAAUCAAAUCAAAUGUAUUUAUAUAGCCCUUCGUACAUCAGCUGAUAUCUCAAACCCAGCCUAAAAGCAAUGCAGGUGUAGAAGCACAGUGGCUAGGAACAACUCCCUAGAAAGGUCUGUGAAGAUUAUGCAUUAAUCCAGUAGGAUGCUGCAAUGUCAGUCUUUACUGUCAUCCCACCACCAGGCAGUGAGGAUGCUACAGCUGAAAGAGAGAAGGAAGCGAACUGGGAAAGUUAGUAAGAGAUAAGGAUGGGUGGCUUGGUGACUUUAGCUUGCUUUCAAUUCAUUUUCUUUGCUUAUACAUCAGUAUAGAGCUGUGCGAUAUGGACAAAAGUUGCGAUAAAUUGCAUGAAUUGAUAUGAUAACAAUCAGUACAAUGAUAAUCAUCUAACAUUAAUGUCUACCACAAUUAUUUUUUAAUCAUCCUGUAAACUACUACUACCAGUUUGAUGGUAGUAGCCAUCGAUUGUCCCAUUAACAAUCACCCAUAUUAGCAAACCUAUUUCAUUUCAAACGUCACAUUUCUCUAGAAUAGGCUACAUAUCGUCAUGAAGGAUAUCAGCAAAAAUGCUUGGGAUAAAAUUGAUCGGUAUGGUCAAUAAUUUAUGUAAUGAAAUGCAACCUAACCUUGAUUAGUGACUCAGUGUUUAAGUGAUGUCUUUAUGAACGUAUAUGAGUGCCAACGACAUGACGGUGGUGGGCCUGAUCGCUGACGGUGACAAGCCCUGGCAGAGCGGUGCCAGGAAAAUAACCUCAAUGUCAGCAAAACUAAGGAGCUGAUUGUGGACUAUAGGAAACAGGGGGAGCGGGGGAUCAAAAGCUCCAAGUUCCUCGAUGUGCACAUCACAGAGGACCUGACAUGGACCAUACACACCACCACUGUGGUGAAGAAGGCGUAACAGUGUCUCUUCAAUCUCUGGCGACUGAAGGAAUUUGGCAUGGGCCCUCAGAUCCUCAAGAUGUUCUAUAGCUGCACAAUCAUCUUGACCGGCUGCGUCACCGCUUCUACUGGAACGCUCUACACAGGGUGGUGUGGACGGCCCAAUACAUCACUUGGGCUCCUGGGCCUGUGUGUGUUGUGCGUGGGGGUGUACGCGGAGGUGGAGCGUCAGAAGAACCGUACCCUGGAGGGGGUGUUCCUGGCUCCCGCUGUGGUGCUAAUCCUGCUGGGCCUGGUGAUGUUCACCGUCUCCCUGGUGGGCAUGGUGGGCUCCCUCAGGGACAACAAGACCCUGCUACACAUGUUUUUGUGUGUCCUGUGUGUGCUACUGUUCCUGCAGGCUGUGGCUCUCAUCGUUGCGCUCAUCUUUGAGAAAAAGACAUCAGCCCUGUUCCAGAGCAGUAUACGAGAGGGAAUUAAACACUAUUACGAUGAUCUGGACUUCAAAAACAUCCUGGACUUUGUGCAACAGAAGUUCUCUUGUUGUGGUGGGGAUGACUACAAGGACUGGGGUGUCAAUCAAUACCAUUUCUGCAAUGGCACUGGGCCACUGGCCUGUGGCGUCCCUUAUACAUGCUGUGUCCCCCACAAGGUGCGAGAGGUUGUCAACACUCUUUGUGGUUACAAGACUCUCAGCCAACAGCGUGAGCUCCUGGAUGAGGUGAUCCAUGUGCGGGGCUGUAUCCAUGCUGUCAACCUGUGGAUGGGAGACAACGUGGGAGCAACUAUUGGACUCUGCUGUGCUAUAGGGCUGCCACAGCUGAUGGGCAUCAUGCUGAGCUGUAUGUUCUGGAACCUUCUGGUGGAGAUGAGUGAGUCCAUGGACAUGGUGGACUUCAAGAUCCUCAAGAGGGCUGGCUUCGAGUACAGCGAGCUGGACCUGGCUGGUGCUGGCUGCUGCCUGUGUCUGCCCAGAGACGGAGGCUACCUCCCUCUGCCAGCCUUAGACCCCAUCUUGUCUGACCCUGACCUAAAGCCCAUCCCCAUCCGGGUCCAGCGGCCCCUGCCCGUCCAAGUCCAUAAGCCCCUGGCCCAAUCCCUCCAAGACCUCCAGCUAUCUGGGCUUAGACUGGAUGAGGUAGACAUUGGGCGUAAGCAGAAUAAGCAGAAAAGAAGGGAAUAUUGAUUUGUGAAUUUUCUCAGUUUUGUUGUUGUUUUGGUCACUGUGUUUGUUGAAGUACAGGUUAGACCUGGGGUUCUAUUUGGUGGUCAGACCAAUCAAUGGUCAUUAACUGACAGGAUUACAGGUUAUAAUGGUCACGUUCCUAGUUGACUACAUUGCAGAUGCAUGCCAGAUCUCAAUUCCUGGAUAGGUGUUUAACAUAUCAGCUAACCGCACCAUAUGAUAUAGCAAUCUGAUUCCUGACUGCUCAGUCGAUGAUGUGGCACACAACAAUUGGUUGAUGCGAUGCAUGUAGUUGGUCUGGAAAGCGACCAGAGGUAUGGCACUUUGGCAAGGCAUUAUUGGCGCAGUCGUUUUCCUGUUUUUAUAUAUUUUUUAUUUUGAAAUCCGAAUCUUUAAAAGAACAAGAUGCUGCAGUGGCUUUUAGGCACCCCUUUAAGUGUGUCAUUUUUAAAAUGGAACGUUCAAAUGGAACUGCCGUCUCUGCAUUAUUUAAAUAUUUCCUAUCAUUUUGUUCCAGCUAUUUUUUGGGGUUUUGAUUUUGAGCUUCGUCUCAAAUGCUGAAGUUAAAGCAUACCUCAGGCUGUAUUCAAAUGUAGCCCAGUAGUCAGAAGAAGAUUUCCGUCAUGUAUAUUUACUAUACAGACUUUAUGAAAUGAUCAGUUUGAGAUGAUCAUUCUAGUCAGAGCAGAGGAAAAGGAAUAGUCAGUCUUGUCUUGCGUUGCGUUGCGUGUCUGUGAAGGAUGUGUAGCCUAAUGUUUCUUUUUUUAGUAUGAACUCUUUGAUUCCAUUUGUACCGGUAUGUAUGCUAUGAACUGCCUAUUCAGGAACAACGUGGGAAGCAUGUGUGUUUUGUAUUUUAAUGAAGUUUAAAAAAAAAACUGUUUACAGCUCUUUUAGGGUCUCAUCAGGCGUUUUCUGUCUCUUCUCAAACAAUUUCCUCCAUAUUUAUUAUACUUUUAUAAUACAUUAUAAGGGAUAAAACAAAUCCAGUCCAAACAGGGGCGGACUGGGACCAGAAAUCGGCCCUGGCAUUUCUAACACACCUGCCCAUUUUUUUAGUUGUGGCCCCCACACCAGCCCAUUUUUUCCCCCCCUUGAGGUCCCCAUUGUUACCCAGAUAAUGAUCAUUUUGCGCAAAAAUAAAAAAUUUACACAGGCCCACUGGGCUAAAAAUGGACCAGCCCAUCUGGCAUUUGCCCGAAUAGCCAGAUGGCCUGUCCGCCCAUGAGUCCAAAUGAUAUCAAUCCAUGUUUAGCUAGGAUCUUUUUUCAUAUCUGAUUUAUUUUAGAUUCAUCUUAGCUCUGGUCUUGUAUAAACACUACUGUCAUUGUUAAUAAAGCCGUUUUAAACUUGA